Molecule: messenger RNA, 1959 nt
Organism: Penicillium odoratum
Lineage: Eukaryota; Fungi; Ascomycota; Eurotiomycetes; Eurotiales; Aspergillaceae
Exons: 1
Coding region: 1-1959 (652 amino acids)
Biological process (GO): intracellular signal transduction; protein phosphorylation; microtubule cytoskeleton organization
Cellular component (GO): cytoplasm
Molecular function (GO): ATP binding; tau-protein kinase activity; protein serine/threonine kinase activity
Source: RefSeq, a predicted model, not a curated record
AUGGCAUACCCGGAGAGGAACGGGCUAGCGGGUUUACGAAUUGAGACAUCGUUUGGUCAGAGAGGAUGGAGUGAUGGGAGGAGGAGGAGGUCGACAGCAGAUGGCGAUGGUAUCGAGAGCGACCGCACCAAAACUUCUCAUGAAUAUAGCGCGCACCGACGCGAUACUGAUGAAGAACGCAGUGUGUUAAGUGAUUUGCAUUCAGCCACCCCUCCCAUUUCGGUCCCUCGCCUCGAUGGUCGUCCAGUAGAUGAUGACGAAUUCCCCCACAAGCCAGACGAUGUACAGGGUUCACCGUUGGACAACUACAUCCAGACACGUCGCCCAUCUAUCACAUUCAAUCCCAAGGUGUCAUUUGAUUCCGGCCGUGAAGAGCCGCUGGGGGAACCGCUCGCCAAGGACGACGUGAGGAAUCGGCCCCCGCAGAAAUUUGAAUCCCGGACCUCUGGACUCCGCAACGCUCUUUCUCAAGAUGAGGUUCACCCGCCUCAAAUUCCACAGUCAUGGAGAUGGAACGCGAAUAAAUCUCCGGAUCAGCAGGGUAUACCAACGGGAGCCUUCCGGGCCCAACCGGUCUUACGCCCGGAAGAUGGGUCAAUCACCGGCACUGAACUCGAGCAUCCAACCUCGCUCACAUCGCUUUCUACAGCAUCCCCGGUUCAAGAAGAAGUGUGUACCCCUCCUGGAAGUACCAAAGAUGACCUACUAUCACCUCUCUACAUCACAUCGCCCACUCAAACCUACGCAUCCCCAGAGGAUCGCAGUUCGUGGUCCGGAGGGGUGAUGGCGUCCUUCGGAAGUAAGUCGCGCAGUUCGAAUCUUGAUCGCAGUAGCAGCCUGCGCAACACCCGCCAUAGCUCUCGGCGCUCUACCAACUCGAGUGGCAAGUCUCCCGCAAGCAUGUUUCUGUCCAUGUGGUCCAGUCAAAGCCAGACAGAUGAGCCCUCAGCACCAGAUGAAGAAGGUCAGCUUGUGGGAACUGACUAUGUUCUUGGAAAGCAAAUUGGCUUCGGAGGCUUCAGCACGGUCAAAGAAGCAUUUAAAGUCGAAGGACAAGGCAACACCAGGCGACUCGCUGUCAAAAUUGUUAAAAAGCUGGUGGCGGGCCGUACUGAGAGUGAAAACGAGGAUGUUCAGGCAGAAUUCGACCACGAAGUGCGAGUCUGGAGGUAUCUCAGCAAUCCGCAUAUAUUGACACUCGAUUCGGUGUACGAGACAGAUUAUGCCACAUUCUGCUUCACCAAACUUGCGAUUGGUGGGACUCUGUUUGACUUGGUCCGCCAAAACCGGCAAGGUCUGGACUCAGCGCUCGCCAAGAAGUAUGCAUACCAACUUGCUUCUGCGAUCCGCUAUUUGCAUCAAGAUGCCCGAGUUAUACACCGUGACAUCAAACUAGAGAACUGUCUCCUUGACCCUGUUACGGCUCCCGACGGUUCCUCUUCUUCAAAUCUAGUACUAUGUGACUUCGGAAUGGCCGAAUGGAUGGCUACCGACAACGGAGGCGAUAGUCCGGAUCCCUACGACGAAGUGGCAGAUCGUCCCCCGCCCAACAGAAUUGGACCAGCCGGUUCAAGUACUAGUGUUGCUGGUAGCCUCGAGUAUGCCUCCCCCGAAUUGAUCCAGUCAUCAGCUGGUGUGAUCCACCCUUCAGUUGAUAUCUGGGCCUUUGGCGUUAUCGUCUAUACGAUUCUCGUUGGGUCACGACCUUUCCAAGACUCAUUCACACCUCGUAUCCAAGCCAAUAUCCUUAGCGGUAAAUGGAACCGAGAUGCUGUCCUCGGUGACCUCACCGACAGAGUCUCCCUUCACGACCGCCGAGACGCCCUCGACCUGGUCAAAGGUUGCCUCGAAAUGGACGUCAACGAGCGAUGGACCAUCAAUGAAGUUCUCGACUGCGCCUGGCUACGGGAGGUCGCAAAUUCCAAUGAUAGCUCACCAGAAGCUAUGUGGGGCCUUUGA